Messenger RNA from Cuscuta campestris, 2236 nucleotides. Lineage: Eukaryota; Viridiplantae; Streptophyta; Magnoliopsida; Solanales; Convolvulaceae. The record is from the annotation of a GenBank genome assembly.
GGCAAGGUACCUAUUGGUACUACAUCCAACAAUAAUAAAUGAUAUAUUUGAGAAGUAAUAGUUUAAUACAAACAGCGGUCAAGGACUCUUCCUCUCUGUUAGCCACAGGCAAGAUAAGAAAUAACUCAAAUGAACAAACUACACCUCCACCCAUACACUGACGCACACCACAACCACUAGUGGACAUGUGGGCCAAUUUUAAUUCCAAUCUGUUUAACCUCCACGACAAGGGUUGUUUAAACUUUAAAGUGAAAGGAACAUUAUGAAGGCACCAACUUCUAGAAUUCUCUAGAAUCUUCCCUCUCACAACUCUUUGGAAAUAUUGAUUUAAUAUCCUAAAACAUUUCAAUUAUGAGUUUCUUGCUUUGAGCUCUUUUGUUGAGCUAGACAACACAUAGCUGGGAGCCAGGUAUCUAACUUCAUCGCGUUCCCUUUCAUCUUCUCCUUAUAGGAAUUAUUUGGGAAUAGCCUAUGUAAUUAGAGUUGGUGUUUGCAAUAUAUUAUUAGUGGUAAAAAUUCACACUAAAAAAGCUAGAGUAAAAUCGUUGGGUUACCUUUCCAAAUGGGCACAAAGUUUCUUCAAGUCAAGCAUCUUUCAAUUUUGCAAUUUACAAUUCAACUUCCAUAUCUCCAAAUAUCCGUUCUCCACAGUUUCUUCAACAAAUAUUUUUUUUAAGUCCACUCAAUUUCUUAAAUAUAAUGUUAUCGAACAUCAAUUCCAAAGAAUUGGAUAUAGUAAGCAACUAAAUCAUCCAUCAGAUGUAAUGAUACAAAUGAAACUAAACCUGGGAUUUAUAGUAACAGAUGCGUUGUUGGAGAUUAUGAACCUCCUUGGUGCGAUGUUCAAUGAGAGCGACAAGGGCUUCUUCUCGCUCGCUCCUAGGCUGAAUCUCUGUAUCUGAGUGUGUGUGAACAUCAUCACCGUCUUUGUUGCCUUCCCUACCGAUGUUCUGCGCAUCUGACUCCACUUUGGGGAUUUCCAGAAACUGGUUGGCGCUCAUAUUUUAACACUCUUGCAUGACAACCUUAUUGCUUCAUUUUUCCGGAGUAAAACAUCUACCCUCCGUUAUUCAAUGUACUGAGUAUGAAAAAGUGAGCCUAUGUUUGGUUCCGUGGGAGAGGCAAAAAGGGAAAUAAAUGAGCACGUAGUCCGUAGACCUGUCGUGCUGCUAUGUACCCUGGUAUGAAACCGCAAAACAAAUGUGGGAAAAAUUGGAGGUCACCUACGAAGGAACCGCGCAGGUUCGGGAGGCCAAAAUUGACCAUCUCACUCACGAGUAUGAACUCUUUUCAAUGAAGGAAAAUGAGAAGAUUAAGGAAAUGUUUGAGAGAUUCUCUAACAUCAUCAAUCCUCUCAAUCUUCUCGGGAAGACAUACACCGACCGAGAGCUCGUGAGAAAGGUGCGGCGAAGCCUAUCCCCUAAAUGGCGUUCAAAGGUGGACGCAAUCGAAGAAGGUCGUGACUUCCAAACAACGACCUAUGAUGCUCUUCGAAGUAAUCUUAUUACCUACGAAACCACCCAACUCUCAAAGGUGGUUGAAGAAAGGAACAAAAGGUUUAUUGCUCUACCCGCAACAACAUCAACCCACAACAACAUUGAUGAUGAAGAUGAUGACAUCGACGACACCGACCUCGGACUCUUUGUCCGAAAAUUCAAGAAGAUGAUGCUAAAGAAGGGAGCCAAGAAGAACACUCCACCCAAAUGCUAUGGGUGUGGUGAAAUUGGACACAUCAAACCAAUGUGCCCAAAGCUCAAGAACGAGAAGGGCAAGAGGGCACCGAAGAAGCAAUGUGCUUACAUUUCUUGGGAGAACGACGGCUCUGGGAGUGAAGACUCGGAAACGGAGGAAGUGGCCAAAUUGUGUCUCAUGGCCAUUGAAGAUAGUGAUACAUCAAAAGAGGUAAGUGAUCAAGAACCUUCUCCCAAUGAUCCUUUAACUCUUAAUGAUGUUGUUUGCAUUGUAGAAGAUUUGGUCUUUGGUAUCCCAAAGGUUCAACAUGUUAUCUUGUUGGCUAUUCCGACUCGGAUUUUGCAGGUUGCAAACUCGAUAGGAAAAGUACCAGCGGUACUUGCCACUUAUUCGGUCAUUCGUUAAUCUCGUGGUUUAGUAAGAAGCAGGUUAGUGUUGCACUUUCCACCACCGAAGCGGAAUAUGUCGCUGCGGGAAGUUGUUGUGCCCAAAUUCUUUGGCUAAAACAGCAACUAGUGGAUUUCGGCCUUAUACUUGAUCACAU